UUAAUAUGAUAAUAUGGAUGAUAGUCAACAAUUAUUUCUCAUUGAAUUUUUGGUAGACAGAAUUAACAUUCCAGCUAUUCGAGCUAUACAUCAAGAAAUGUUACCAGUGACAACUUGCGUUUCUUUCCAGGUCCUUGGUUUACCACCUAUCAAUAUUCACGAAGAAGCAUCUGUAGAAAAAUGUUCUUGCCUUAGCGGUGAUGUUCAAGUAUUUAAAAAAGGAAAGUCAUGUCUUUUUGCCCUACCCAAUAAUGUUCUUCGAAAACCAAUUCAUAGUUUUCCUGUAACCAUGUCUGUUUAUAAAAAACUUCCACCCGGAGUAUUACCAGAUGUAAUGUUAAUUGGCACUCAUCAGAUACAAUUAAGAAAUCUGAUAAAUGAUUUACUCAGUCAGCGUAUAUUUAAAAAUGGCAACCCAUGCAGAUCGUUAAAAAGUACUUUCAGGAUUACAACAGCGACGGGACAAGGUGUCGGCGAAGCCACCGUCUUUAUACGUGUAUCCUGUUUUGGAAAAAAAAUAGUUACUCAAUUCCAAAUCCCUCAUAAUAAAAAACCUUACUUAUUCAAAGGAACCAAGGAUAGUCCAGUAUUUCAAUGUAAAAGAAUACCUUCAGACAUAUUUUUACCAGAACCUGUACGAUGCAAUUGUCCUGUAAAAAAAAGUCCAGAUGGCAGCGGCGAAGGAAAAACUUGUUGUCUUUCCAAGACAAGUCCUGAAACUAAAUCUGGUAUGGAUAAGUGUAAACAAGCACAUUGUGAACCGCUACCUUGUUGUUUAUCCAGUAAACAACCUAUUUCCAAUUGUCUUGACUCACAAUCAAACCAACAACAACAACAAUGUCAGCCAGAAUAUCUUAACUCUAAAAAUGAUUCUCUUCAGACACCAUAUGCACCUUCUUGUAUGCAAACAGUAAAACCUGCUUUAACUUGCAGUCAUCCUGCCGCUGCAAAUACUUGUCUCUCCUGUUGUUCACCUCAACCGAUUAAAGACAUCACCUGUGCUCCCUGUUGUGGCACAAAAGGAACUACUUUUGAUGAACUUUUUAAAGAAAAACCUGUAAGAAAAUGUGGAUGCAUUAUCAAAGAACAACCAACUUGUAACUGUAAACAGACCUGUUUUUAGAGACAUUAUA
This is a messenger RNA of Polistes canadensis, 1133 nucleotides long. RefSeq lists its product as uncharacterized. The transcript is spliced from 3 exons. NCBI's taxonomy places the organism in Eukaryota, Metazoa, Arthropoda, Insecta, Hymenoptera, Vespidae. The record is from RefSeq and is a predicted model, not a curated record. Bases 14 to 1123 code for a protein of 369 amino acids.